UGCGACUAAUUACGCUAAAAUACUUACUGACGGGAAAUCCACUCUUGCGACGUAAAUACCGUUAAAUUGAUAGCAAUCUUACAUAGCAAAUCGUUGCUUUGCUUUGUUUUUUUGUCAAAACAGCCGACGGAUAUAACCGAUGCUGAAAGUGAUUGUGAUUCGCAGAUUGAGCAUCUUUUCUCUCUCAAUGCGCGUGUACGCGACACAAUCGAUCACGCGAUGACAAUUUUCAAAAGUAGGACGAUCCAUCGCGCUUGUGUGUGACGCUUGCGGUGAUCUUGAUUGCUCUCUCGUCAGCUGGAGGUAUCGCACGUGCGCGAGCGAAUUGUCAAACGUUAGCGAAUUCCGAUCGUCAUUGUAUAAAGAUCGCUCGGCUUUAAAGCGGUCGCUCGGUCGUUCAACGAUCAGAAUAUCCAUUGUCACAAGAUUGUCACGAAUCGCCGACCAACCGCGAAGUCCAAAAUGUCCAUGCUGAUUUUCGCCUUCUUCCUGUUCUCCGUGGCCUUCGCGAGCGAUGACAGCUUGAAUAGAACGAACCUGAAGUGUUCAGGGCGCGCUCACCACAAUGCAUCCCUCACCGCGUAUUAUCCCGUGUUCGGAACAGACGACAAACGCAAUCAUCUGGACGAGAGGGGCGAAAAACUGAACACUCUUCAGGAUUACUUGGACGGCCGCAAUCGUUACGUCACCGUCGCCGGUAAUCUCAAAUCCGGUAUUCCCUAUGGGACGAAAGUGUGUAUAGAGAAGAUGAACGAGCGAUUCGGCAGGUGGAUUCCAUUCGAGGUGAGGGACCAGGUUGAUUACGGGAAGGAUGACGUGACACCUGAUUUCUCGAGCCUAGAAAUUUGCGUCAGGACCGAGGAAGACACUUACGAUACCUACGUCAACGGCCUCGUGACUAUCUACGUGUGACUGCCACGAGGAAACAUCGCGUGUCUUCGAUCGACG
Messenger RNA from Harpegnathos saltator (Jerdon's jumping ant), 948 nucleotides. RefSeq lists its product as uncharacterized. The coding region runs from base 463 to 912 and encodes 149 amino acids. The record is from RefSeq and is a predicted model, not a curated record. The transcript has 4 exons. NCBI's taxonomy places the organism in Eukaryota, Metazoa, Arthropoda, Insecta, Hymenoptera, Formicidae.